This is a messenger RNA of Cokeromyces recurvatus, 1761 nucleotides long. RefSeq lists its product as uncharacterized. Gene Ontology annotation, cellular component: Cdc73/Paf1 complex. Lineage: Eukaryota; Fungi; Mucoromycota; Mucoromycetes; Mucorales; Mucoraceae. Bases 40 to 1575 code for a protein of 511 amino acids. Gene Ontology annotation, molecular function: RNA polymerase II C-terminal domain phosphoserine binding; DNA binding. The record is from RefSeq and is a predicted model, not a curated record. The transcript has 7 exons.
UUUUUUUUUGAGUUUUCGUCAGCUAAAAUUACUUUUAACAUGGACAAUAUUGAUGAUCUUAUUCUUUCUUUAACUGGAAAAAAGGCAGAAGAAGAUAAAAAACUACAAGAACACGUGUCAAAAAGAACAAAAAAAUCAACAAGAACUUUAUCUGAUUCAGAAGAUGAGGGACAUGGAUAUUCUGAUGAUGAUGAUGCUGUAAACGAUGAUGAUGAAGACAUGGAGGAUAUUGACGAAUAUGGUCCCGAUUUAUAUAAAGAUGAAGAGGAUCGUAAAAGAUUACAAGCACUUCCUGAAGUUGAAAGAGAAAGAAUUUUGGCUGAGCGUUCAGAAGAAAGACAGAGAAAUCUUGAACGUCUUGAGGUCAGAAAACUUCUCAAAGAUGGUAGAAGAGAAAAUGCUACAAGACGUUCAGCACGUUCUAAAGGUAGUGGAACAGCAAAUGCUCUUUCGGAAUUAGCUAGACGUAGAGAAGAAAAAAAUAAAAGCAGAAGUAAACGUCAUCGUAGAGAAACGCCUAGUCCCGAAAGAAAAAGGGUAAGGAGAUAUGGUGAUCAAAGUGACUAUGAACACAGUGGUGAAGACUAUAUUGAAUCUGAAGAUGAAGCUGAAAAGAAGGCCAAAAAAAGAGCACCUUCAUAUGAAGAACUUCAAACUAUUUGUAUAACAAGAAACAUCCUUGAAAAAUGGCUUUUUGCUCCUUUCUUUGAAAAUACAGUUAUAGGUUGUUUCGUUCGUAUAUUUAUUGGACCUGAUCCACAAAAAAAGACACCUGUUUACAGACUUUGUGAAAUCAUUGACGUUGUUCCUUGGCAUAAAGCAUACAAAGUGACGGAGAAUACAUGGAGCAAUAAAGCCUUAAAGAUCAAACAUGGUAAAGCCGAAAAGGAUUUCACAAUGGAUAUUAUUUCGAAUCAACCUAUUACUCAACAUGAAUAUUCACGUCUUUUGGCCACCUUGGAAAGUGAUCGUAUUCGUGCUCCUACCAUGGAUCAAGUGGAACGAAAAACAGAAGAUUUAAAACAAGCAAGAGAAUAUAUAUUAAAUGAUCAAGAAGUAAAUGAGAUGAUUGAAAAGAAACGAGCUGUUAAAGGUGCAUCAGUGAAUGUGGCUAUGGAAAAAGCUCAGUUACUUGCUAGACUUGAGCAUGCUAAAGCUUAUAAUGAGACCGAGAAAGUAUUAAAGUUGACAAAGGAAUUAAAAGAAUUAGAAGAAAGGGCUUCAAGUACAGAAGGAAAUAGCCAGCAAGAUGUAUGGGCUAAUAUCAAUUAUAGAAAUAGAGAAAGAGAUAGAAUUGAAGUACAUGAAGCAGAACGUCGUAUGACAGAAGCUAGAAGGAGAGCUUUACUUGAAAGUACAAGAGCAGCUACUCAAAAACCGAAAGAAAGCGAAGUUGCUGCUGAUUCUUCUUUAUUACCAAUAGAUACAUCUUAUAAACCAAUUACUACCCAUAUUAGUACUUUAAGUAAGGAAUCUUUAAAUGUUGGACAAGCGACUUCAUCUCAGACACCCUAUGAAAAGCUUGUAAGCAAAGUAGGAUCAGAAAUUCAUAUUGAAUUAUUAGCAGAAGAUUAAAUAACGAUUUAUAAAUAUACAUAUAUUCAUAUUCAUAUUUAUAUACAUGUAUAUCUAUGUGUAUGUGUAUGUAUAUACAUAUAUAUAAAAUAUACAUGUGUAUCAUAAUUAUUAUUGUAAAGUAUGAAUACAUCCAUUAAUAUUGAAUAUGCCAUUUUUGUAAAUGCAAGCAAAAUUAUUAGACAG